Molecule: messenger RNA, 864 nt
Organism: Rhodamnia argentea
Lineage: Eukaryota; Viridiplantae; Streptophyta; Magnoliopsida; Myrtales; Myrtaceae
Product: agamous-like MADS-box protein MADS9
Exons: 7
Coding region: 137-718 (193 amino acids)
Biological process (GO): positive regulation of transcription by RNA polymerase II
Cellular component (GO): nucleus
Molecular function (GO): DNA-binding transcription factor activity, RNA polymerase II-specific; RNA polymerase II cis-regulatory region sequence-specific DNA binding; protein dimerization activity
Source: RefSeq, a predicted model, not a curated record
GAGAGAUGCGUUAAGAAGAAAGACAGAUCUCUGUCUCUCCGUCUCUCUUCUUGAAAGCCUCUUCAUCUCUCUGUCUCUCUCUCUCUCUCUACUAGAAGAAGAAGAAGAAGGAAAGAGGGAAAAGCUUGGACUAAGGAUGGGGAGAGGGAAGAUAGAGAUCAAGAGGAUAGAGAAUGCCAACAACAGGCAGGUGACCUACUCAAAGAGAAGGAACGGGCUCGUCAAGAAGGCCAAGGAGAUCUCGGUCCUGUGUAAUGCUAAGGUGUCGUUGAUCAUCUUUGGUGGCUCCAAGAAGAUGCACGAAUAUUGCACCCCUUCCGCAAAGUUGACUGAUAUACUGGAUGAGUACCACAGGCAGUGUGGAAAGAGGCUGUGGGAUGCUAAGCAUGAGAAUCUCAACAGUGAAAUCGACAGAAUGAAGAAGGAGAACGACAAUCUGCAGAUCAAACUCAGGCACCUAAAUGGACAAGACAUAAAUUCCUUGAACCAUAAAGAGCUUAUUGUUCUAGAGGAUGUUCUUGAGAAUGGCGUCGCUUACGUCCGAGACCAAAAGAUGGAGGUCAUCAACUCACACAGGAGGAAUCACAAGAUGUUGGAGGAGGAGAACAAGGAGCUCAAUUACUAUUUGCAGCAACUCCAGGACUAUAAGUCUCACCAUCACAUGCCUUUCACCUUUCGCGUGCAGCCUCUUCAGCCUUAUUUACAGGAGAGGAUUUAGAGAAGAAUGUUGCCAAAUUGCAUUUUGGGGGUGAUUGGCCAUGGACCUAAUCGCUAUUUGAUUAUAGUAAUCUGAAGACUGUUGCACUUGAUUAGCUCUGUAUUGUUAAACUGCCACUAUAUAACUUGGCUUGGACAAUUGUAUCC